Molecule: messenger RNA, 1135 nt
Organism: Cuscuta epithymum
Lineage: Eukaryota; Viridiplantae; Streptophyta; Magnoliopsida; Solanales; Convolvulaceae
Source: the annotation of a GenBank genome assembly
UUUUCUCGAAAACAUCUGCACAUAUAAUGCAAUGUUUACAUUCACUUCUAUUGGAGGAAAACAAGACAAAGACAUUAAUCCAGGGAAAACACCACCAAUAUUUCGAAUAAAUGGACAAAACUACCAUAGAAUUGGUAGCCUUCUUCGAAGGGACGGUGGUCAACCCAAUUUUUUGCAGAUGUACUUAUGUGAUCCAAGUGAAGAAACCUCAAAUAGACUUAAAGUUGUCAGGAGUGAGGGUGGUACAAAAUUGCAUGAUGCAUUGGUGUUGGAGUUGACACAUAUGCUCGACAUGUACAAUGUUCAUGCACAGUUAUUUAGGAUGGCAAGGGAUAGAUUUAAUGCGUCAAACUCCACGACGUUGAAAAUGAGACUUAUUAUGAAACGGAGUUCAGAGGGACGCACGUAUAAUGCUCCAAGCAUUUCUGAAGUAACGGCUUUAAUUGAGGGGGACUUUGACGUGAAUAGAAAAGAGAGAGAUAUUGUCCUGCAACCAAAAUCUGGGGCAUUUCAGUUUGUGAUUGAACUGAACUCUUUGUUUUUAGGCUUACAAUACCCACUACUAUUUCCUUACGGUCAAGAUGGUUUUAGAGAAGACGUUCGGUUGACGCGUGCAAUAGGGGAUAUCAAUAGCAACAGAGGGAGAAAAUUUGCUACAAUGAAAGAUUUUUUUUCAUACAGGUUGCAGGAACGCCAAGGUGAAACCCCAUAUCUAUUGAGAUGUCAAAGGUUGUUUCAGCAGUACUUUGCGGUUGAUGGAUAUACAAUGAUCGAGUCAUAUCGAUUGCAAUUCAUAAGAUUCCAUCAGAAAGAGAUUCAAAGUGACGUCCCCGUCUGGGUUGAAGUUUGUUAUAUGUGAUGAUGAUGGAAAACCGGCCAAGAAGACUUCAAAUGUGGUUUAUAAGGAAGUAUAUAAUAAUUUGUAUUUUUUUUGUAUUUAUUUACUUUUGUUACAAACAAUAUAUACAUUCAUCUCUGUUUAUCACAACAUUUCCUUAUGUUCUCAAUUUUUUUAUUGCUUACUACCUGCAUCCCGUGCGAAGCACGGGUGAAAAUCUAGUAUAGUACUAAAGUCAAACAAAUAUACUCAAUAAUAUAAUUAUCUCUCCGAUUAUUUUUUAGAGAAUUUCAUCAA